This is a messenger RNA of Puccinia triticina, 1293 nucleotides long. RefSeq lists its product as uncharacterized. Bases 1 to 1293 code for a protein of 430 amino acids. The record is from RefSeq and is a predicted model, not a curated record. The transcript has 5 exons. NCBI's taxonomy places the organism in Eukaryota, Fungi, Basidiomycota, Pucciniomycetes, Pucciniales, Pucciniaceae.
AUGGACUUACAACUCAAACCGGCGGGAAGGCGACGACGCACUCGAAUCAACCAAGCAAACCAGGAUACCAUCAAGUGUUUGAUAUGCCAAGAUAGCUUUGCUAGAUAUACUUGCCCGAAUUGUAACCUGCGCUACUGCAGUGUAGAGUGCUUCAAAUCACAAUCACAUUCAACAUGCUCAGAAUCGUUCUAUAAGAACGCUUUACUGGAAGACAUCCAGCUUGAUGGAUCGGCCGACGGCGGAAGCCAAUCCCAAGCAGCCAUGCUGGAAAUGUUACAAAGGAUCGAGGCCGGCGGACCGCUUUCGGAUGAGGAUGAAAAUGGUAGUGAUGCCGAGUCGCUCGAGUUGACAGCAGACCAACUGAAUAGGCUGUCGAAGGACGAGCUGUUGGGAUUUUUAACGGCGGAACAAAUAGAAGAAUUCAAUCGGAAAGUCUCGAAUGGCGACCUGGACCCGACCUUCAUCCAAGCCACCAUCAACUCACAAUGCCAGGACCCAUGGUGGCUUGAUCGUCAACCAGAUCAAUCGAAUCCAAGCUCACCAUCCACAGUUGAUCUGCUCGACCAAUCUGUCUUGCCUGCCUUACCUGAUCGCCUCAACCCUCAGUUAUUUUAUCAUGUUUUUUCCUUGACGCUUGGAUACGUAUCUCUACUCCGACAUUAUGGGCUCAGGAGUCUAUUCGAAGCGACGCAAGAAGAUCGCAUUGAUCUUCUAUCUCAGCUCCCGAAGUUCUUACCAAUUUUAUUUGACAGUGAUUUAAGACUGGAGUCGAUAACCGACUGUUUCGGCCUAUUCUUGAAGAAGCUUCCGAACAUGGGACCUGAAUCAAUACCCUUCUUGAUCAAAGAUCUGCGGUACUUAUUUCCUGACUCCCAAUCGAAACCCAAGAAAGCCCUGAUCGUUGAAGUCACGACGGAUGGCAAUCCGAUUCCUUCUAGAGAGACAUGGUGUUCCCUGGCGCUCUCGGAUUUAUACCGGUUUUUGAACACUCAUGGCUGGGGAUACAGUCAUCCCAAGUGCAAUCGGAAAUCAAUCUUGAAAAAGCUGCUCUUUUUCAUCUCGUUUUCUAUCGACUCCACACGGCUCAACAGAUUUAGUCAAGAAAUUGACAAUGAUGAAUCUCGCCUUGAGUGUGAUCUUCGAUCGGACGACAACGAUGAUACUUUGAAUCCAGAUCAGCUUCCAUUUUCUGAUCUCUUGGUUGGAAAUCCUUCCAGCAACAGCUACCAUUCAGACCUCCCUAGAAAGCCCCCCAAAAUCAUUGAAACUUCCAGUACUGAUAACAACGAUUAG